Molecule: messenger RNA, 2120 nt
Organism: Thecamonas trahens ATCC 50062
Lineage: Eukaryota; Apusomonadida; Apusomonadidae
Product: palmitoyl acyl-CoA oxidase 1
Exons: 2
Coding region: 1-2061 (686 amino acids)
Biological process (GO): fatty acid beta-oxidation using acyl-CoA oxidase; lipid homeostasis
Cellular component (GO): peroxisome
Molecular function (GO): FAD binding; acyl-CoA oxidase activity; fatty acid binding
Source: RefSeq, a predicted model, not a curated record
AUGCGCAAGCUGGAUAGCCUCCCCUCGCCGCUGGCAGACGCGGCAGUGGAGAGCGUGGAGACGGAGCGGGCGGCAACCGAGUUCUCGGUCGAGGCGCUGACGCACGUGCUGGACGGCGGGGCGGCGGCGACGGCGGAGCGGCGAGCGGCGUGGCGGGCGUUUGCCGCCGAUCCGGUUCUCAACGACGGCCUCGAGAGGUUUACCAUGCCGCUGAAGGAAGAGCGUGCGCUAUCGACCGCCAAGCUGUUCCGGCUGGCGGACAUGCUGUCGGCGGCGCGGGCAGAGGCGGGCGAGGGCGAGGCGGGCGAGGCCGAGCUGGUGCGCCUGCGGCGGAACCUGAUGCGGGCGCUGGAGGUCUUUGAUCCUUCGGUCGCCAUCCGGGCCUUUGUGCAGCAUGGCUUGUGGAUUGGGACGCUCAAGAACCAGGGCACGCCCGAGCAGCAGGCCAAGUGGCUGCCUGGCGCCGAGGACUACCGCAUCAUCGGCUGCUUUGCCAUGACUGAGCUCGCCCACUCAUCGUUCCUUCGCGGUGCCGAGACGCGCGCUGAGCUUGACGUCGAUACUGACGAGUUUGUCAUCUCGUCCCCGUCGCUCACAGCCACCAAGUGGUGGAUUGGCCAGGCCGGACAGAUUGCCACGCACGCCAUCGUCUUCGCCAACACCUUUUUGCCCAACUCUGCCGCCGGCAUCCAGCUGUUUGUUGUCCCUCUCCGUGACGCUGCCACCGGCAAGCCGCUACCGGGCAUCACCAUCGGCGACAUCGGACCCAAGUUUGGCCGCCACGGAAACGACAACGGGUUCAUCUCGUUCGACGCCGUCCGCGUCCCACGAUUCAACAUGCUCGCCCGCUGGGCGAGCGUCGAGAGCGACGGCUCUUUUAUCCCGCCGCCCAACCCGGCGCUAGCCUACGGCUCUACCAUUCUUGAGCGGGUCUCGUCGGUCGGCUCGGCGGCCGACUAUGCCUCACAGGCACUCACAAUCGCCAUCCGGUUCGGCGUCGCCCGCCGCCAAGGCUCGGGCCACGUCGGCUCGUCGCCGUCGGCGCCCGAGCCGCAAAUCAUGGACUACCAGUCGCACAUCUGCGGCCUCAUUCCUCAUCUCGCCACCUGCUACGCCGUCUUUUGUACUACCGCCCGGGUCGAGGCCGGCUACAACGCCAUGGUCGCCGACCUUCAAGCCGGAAACACCCUCGGCUUCCUAGCUCCGCUCGCCGACAUGCACGCCACCUCGUGCGGGCUCAAGACCGUCUGCACCUGGUGGGCUUCGGAUGCCCUUGAGGCCUGCCGUCGGUCGAUGGGGGGCACGGAUAUCACGCGUACUCGGCAGACGGCCCGCUACCUGGUCAAGAUCUACUCGCAGGUGCACGGCAUUGGCCACAGUGGUUCGCGUCGCGUCCCGCCGGGCGACUCGGUGGCGUACCUGCUCGACGCGUCGCUACCACGCUUUGACUCGCUCGGCGCACUGGUGGCCGAGGCGCACAGUCUCGACGCUCUGCUCGUCGGCAUUCAGCAAGUUGCUGUGGCAAAGAUUGGAGCUGCUGCCACCCGCCUCCACUCGGCCAUGAUUGUCGACGGGAUGUCCAAGGGCGAGGCGUGGAAUGCGUGUCUGAUGGAUCUGGUCGACGCUGUUACCGCGCAUUGCACCGCGUACAUGAUGGAGUCGUUUACCGCCUUUGUGGCCGCCCGCGAGGCCGAGGGCGUCGACGACGCCCUGAUCCAGGUCCUGACCACGCUCGCGCGGCUCUUUGCACUCCGCUACGCCUCCGAGCACACGACGUGGUUUAUCGAGGCCAACAUGCCUGCAAAGUCGUCCGACGCCAUCAGCAGCCUACGCCGCGCCGUCGAGUCUGUCGCCAGCAGCCUCCGGCCGUCGGUCAUCGGACUCACCGACGCGUUUGACUACCCGGAUGAACUCCUACGCGCUCCGCUCGGUGUCAAGUCUGGCGACGUGUACCGCGAGUACUACCGCGCCGCGUCCACCAAUGCGCUGAACGAGCCGUCGGGCGUUGCCCCGUACUGGCGCACGCUUGUCUCGCCGCGGCUGCUCCAGUCCAAGCUGUAGCCGCCCUGUAGAACGUAGUCAUGUCCCCUUGCGGAAAGCAGCAAAAUAGUCUUGGUGGG